GGUCACGAGGGCAGGAAGUCGUCUGCACAUGUUUUUGUUUACAAAUUGAACAUUUUCCAAUAUUAGUCUAUCUCCUUUCCUGAGAAGUUGUAUAGAAUGUGCAUAAGCUGGUUUUUGUCCUCAUGAUGUGGUCUGGCGGUUCUUGUUUAAAUGGGAAGGAUGGUAUUUUAGAUGCCUUGUUCUAUGACCAAAGAAAUGAGGACAGGAAUGAAGUACUCCCUUUAACAGCCGUAAUCAGACCAUCAGUUCCAGCUCCACCCACUGAUUUAGAAAAUGUUAUGCUUUCACAAGCAUUUAAAAAUACUGAAUCAUCGCAAGCCCCACCUUCAUACACAAAAGGUACUAGUAUUUUGGAUGAACUUUUACCUCCAACUCAACAAGAGAGAAAAACUCAGCCAGUUACACCAGCGAUCCAGAAUCUACCAAAAGCCUCUCAAAGAAGACCUGACAUUUUGUCACUACAGAAUAAAAGUUUCAACAAACCAGUGUUUAAAACACCAUACAAAGAAAGGUCUGGUCAAAUCUUGUCCCCACUAUCAGAGCAUUCUGGUAGUUUUGAGUCAGCUGAAUCUGCUAGUCAGAUAUCUCAAUUUUCUAACAGUCAUUAUGAUAGAUACUCAUCUUCUCAGAAGAAUUUAUUUCCCAGCCAAAGUAAUAGGCAAGCAAAGACUCCAGCAAAUGCCACUUUUUAUUCAGACCAUUUAGAGACACCUUUACCAUGGAGUAUUCCAGGUAUCACACCUGGGGGGUCAAGUCAAGAAAUAUCAAAGCUUAAGUCUGUUGCAGAACUACCUGAUCAGUUCAGAAAUAUUUUCCCUUUUCCAUACUUCAAUGUGGUACAGUCCAAAGUUUUUGAUGAUGUUAUGUACACAGAUAACCCUUUAGUUGUCUGUGCACCGACUGGGGCUGGAAAGACAGUCAUAUUUGAACUAGCCAUUGUGAGAUUACUUUUGCAAUACAGCUUCAAUGUAGCAGAUCAUGUCAAAAUUGUGUACAUGGCACCUAUCAAAGCUUUGUGUAGCGAAAGAUAUGAAGACUGGAGGCCAAGAUUUGAACCCCUUGGACUGAAGUGCAAAGAGCUCACUGGAGAUACUGAGUUAGAUGAUUACUUUGAACUGCAGGAAGUGAAUAUUAUCAUGACAACACCAGAAAAAUGGGACAGUAUGACAAGAAAAUGGAGAGAUAACAAGUCUCUUGUCCAGCUGGUAAAACUUUUUUUGGUAGAUGAGAUCCACAUCUUGAAUGAUGAAACCAGAGGAGCCACAAUGGAAGCUGUGAUUAGCAGAAUGAAGACUAUCCGAAGGGCAAUCUCUAGAGAGCCUGGUGGGGAAGUGGACAUACCAAUGAGGUUCAUUACCAUAUCAGCUACUAUACCAAACAUAGGGGAUAUAGCAGAGUGGUUGAGUACAGAUAAAGUCACUGCAUCAUUUUACAAGAUGGAUGAUAGUCACAGACCAGUCAAGCUUAGGAAAGUGGUUCUUGGCUAUCCAUGCACUGGCAAUCAGUCUGAAUUCAGAUUUGAUCUGUCUCUUAACUAUAAGUUAUCAAGUGUUAUCCAAACUUAUGCAGAGCAGAAGCCAACUUUAGUGUUUUGUGCCACCAGAAAAAGUGCCCAGCAAGCAGCCAGUAUGCUUGUAAAAGAGGCCAGGUUUAUAAUGAAUUCCCAACACAAGCAAGUACUUCAAAAAGAAGCAAAUGUGAUGAGGGACUCCAAAUUGAGGGACCUAGUGAUGUGUGGUGUUGGAUAUCAUCAUGCAGGCCUUGAUAUGCAAGACAGGAAGAAUCUGGAGAGUCUUUUCCUUAGAGGAGAGUUGCCAGUUUUAAUGGCAACCAGCACUCUUGCAAUGGGUGUCAAUUUACCUGCACACUUAGUGAUAAUUAAGUCUACUCAACACUAUGUGAUGGGAAUGUAUGAAGAGUAUAGUGAGACCCAGAUUUUACAAAUGAUUGGCAGGGCUGGCCGACCACAGUUUGAUGUGUCAGCUACAGCAGUGAUAAUGACCAGAGCAAGUACUAAGGCCAAGUAUGAUGCAUUACUAGGGGGAAAACAGAUGAUAGAAAGCAGUUUACACAAGCAUUUGAUAGAACAUCUGAAUGCAGAAGUGGUUUUAAACACAAUUACAGAUGUCUCAGUUGCCUUAGAAUGGAUUAAGUCCACUUUUCUGUACAUAAGGCUGAUAAAGAAUCCAAAGCAUUAUGGAAUACCAACAGGUUUGAACAAAGAGGGAAUAGAAAAGCAUCUCCAAGACUUAUGCUUAAAGAACCUGAAUCAGCUAUCCCAUAUUGACCUGAUAUGGAUGGAUGAAGACCAUUUUGAUAUGAAACCAACAGAAUCUGGCAGACUAAUGGCAAGGUAUUGUAUAGGCUAUGAAACCAUGAAAAGGUUCACUGGAGUUCUAGGGUCUGAAAACUUAAAUGAAUUGCUGAUUGUGGUGGCCAACUGUCAAGAAUUUCAUGACAUUCAGUUGAGAACCAGUGAGAAAAAAACACUGAACACCCUGAACAUAGAUAAAAACAGAGUCACAAUAAGAUAUUCAAUGGAGGGAAAAAUCAAGACAAAGGAAAUGAAAGUGAAUUGUCUGAUUCAGGCUCAGCUGGGCAGCUUACCUGUUCAGGAUUUUGGACUUUCACAAGAUAUGGCCAAAAUCUUCAGGGCUGGGACAAGAGUUGCAAGAUGUCUGGUUGAAUUCUUGUGGCAGAGGUGUAGUUUCAAAGCCUUGUUGUCUGCUGUUAUUCUUUCGAAGUGCUUCAAGGCUAGACUUUGGGAAAAUUCUAAAUAUGUCUGCAGGCAGCUGGAUGGAAUAGGUCCUGCACUCUCCAAUGCGCUGGUGAAUUCUGGAGUAGUGAGUUUCCAGAAAGUAGAAGAGACAAACCCAAGGGAACUUGAAUUGAUUGUAAACCGUCACCCUCCCUUUGGAAAUAAUCUAAGGGAUGCAGCUGCUGGCCUGCCAAAGUAUGAAAUAUCUAUAGAGCAGACUAGCAAGUACAACAGUGAGCAUGCAGAGAUCUCUGUGACUGUGCAACUAACCAACCAUGCUGACGUGACAAUGAAGAGCACUGCAGGAUUAAGCCAUACUUGCGCCUUGCUGAUUGGAGAUGCUGACAACAGGAUUGUGUACAAGAUGAGAAUAACAGAUGCGAUUUUGAUCAAAACUGGAACUUGGUCCAAGAAGAUAGAGGUGAAAAGGGCAAGCAGGGGAGAAGAGCUUAGUAUCAACUUUGUGAGCCAAGAAUGGGUUGGACUGGAUGUGCAAAGCACAUAUACGCCAUUCUACACUGGUGCUAAGAAACUUGCAAGAAAUGAAGAAGUCCAAAAAACAAAGGUAUUGAAAACCUGCAAGAAUGACACACCAUGCAGCACAAGUAGUGAAUAUGAUGUUUCUCCAAACUCUGCAGGAGAUGGAAGCCCCAAUAAUCAUCAUCUGCACAACAGAAUGCCAUGUGGACAUCGUUGCAACAACAAAUCUGCAUGCGGCCAUGAAUGUUGCAAAUUUGGAAUUGCCUUAAAGAGACCUCAAAAGCAGCAGCAAGGGUCAAGUUUUGAUAAGCCAAAGUCAGCUCCAAGAAGUGCCACAAAGGUUGACAAAAUGGAUACCUAUGUCCAGAGUUUGAAGCAAAAAGCACAACACAUUCCAGAAACUCCAAACAUAAAAAGGCUAAAGAUGUCAAGUGAUGUUAGACCAGGCAUUGGGAAAUUUGCCUACACACCACGUGGAGUUAGAAAGAUCCCCUUUGCACAGACACCAAAUCAGUUUACUCAUCUGCCAACUGCAACUACACCUCAUGGUUGGGAUGAGCUGGACUUUUACCAACAGCAACGGACAAACUUGGAUUAUUGUGUUGAGACAGAUAAUGAUGAUCCCCCUCAAAGUUCUAUCUCUUCAACAUCCAGUGCCUUCAAGAAAGCAGGUGAACCCCAACAGAGUUAUAUCACUCCAACAUCCACUACCUUUGGGAACAGAUCUUAUACAAAUCACAUGUUUGGUCCACUACCUGAAAGUGAUGAAGAUAUUGAUCCUACAAAAGCUGUGGUUUAUGAUGAAUCACACGAUUUCAAUCUUGAGCACAAUGAAAAUGAUGAGCUGCCAGAUCUAGUCGGAUGUCCCAAACCAAGAAACAAACUUAAUUCCCAAUGGCCAAAAAUUGACAUACCAAAAAGGUCUACUGCUUUGUCUUUUGCUACAAAUUCAUUUGAUCCAGUUGCUCCUCAAGAUGAAAGCCCAAAUUUUGACCUCCAGUUAGGGGAUGAUUUUGAAGAGGAUAAAGUACCUGAAGUGACUGCUGGAGAAAAUGCUAUCCAGUACAAGCAAAUAACAAGAAAACAGGGCAGGGUCUUUGCAUGGAGAAGUAAUGCAUCUGCUCAGAACAAGUCAAACAACCCUAUCAAGAGGUUCCACUAUCCCAAACAUGAAAAGUUAGGGUCUCACAACUGUGAAAGAGGAAACCUCUUAACAACAGACAAAGGAGAUACUAGUGGUGCAAUGCGUAUCAAGCACAAAUUGUCUUCACCAAUAAGGAAAAACGAUUUCGUAUCAGCUCACCAGGCAUUUCUUUCUCCCACUGACAAAAGGUUGAAAUCAAAUGCAGUCUCUCCAGCUAUGAGCUCUGAUGAUGAUGAUUUACUUGCCAGUUUUGUUGCUCAGAAGGAAAAUGAACUGUUUGCAAUGAAGCAGGGAGUUUCACCAGUCAUACCGAUAAUACCACAGAGACCCUCCCCUUUGCCCAACAGUCCCAAAUGUGCUUCUUCUGUCCCACCUGCUAAUUCAUUUGAUAGCUGUGGAUUACAAAGAACAGCUAAGAAUUUACAAAGGGGCUGUGGAAUGGUUGUUACUGCAGAUAGCGAGAGUACAAAUAAAGAACUGAAAGAUGCAGUGGAUGUGUUCAACAACAUAUUUGAUGGCAUAUUUUAACCAUGGUGGGAAAUGCCAAAUACCAGAGGCAUCAGUGAGAGUGUUUCUACCAUAAUACACAAUGAGGUCAAAUAAUUUAAGAAAUGUUAACAUUAAUUUAAGGAAUGUUUUAACAUUCAAGAAGUGAAAUUGUAGGAUGGCCAUGUGUGAAUCAGUUAACACUAAUUGGUCAGCUGAAGACAGGAUUUUUAAGUGUAAUAACAAAGUGUACUUUUCACUGGAAUUACAUCACAAGAGCCGAGAGACUGUUGCCUUACCAAAGUUUAUAUCAGUACCAAUGCAUAUUUUCAUCCAACAAUCAGCAUGAGAUAUAUAUCUUUGAUUUGUGGCUUUUAAUCUUUUUAUCCACCAUCUCUUUACUGAAAACAUGCCAAUUUCAUGUCCUCAAUGUUGGCACCAGUUUUAAGGUUCCUACUUUAGUAAUUUUGAACUAUUUCUAAACUACAUUUUUUCCAGUCAUUUAGAAUUGGUGAUUUACUAGAGCAAGUAUUAAACAUUCUAUAAAGUUAAAUUUAAAGUUAUUUAUACUUUUAUGUCAGUGAUAAAUAAAUUAAAAGAAAAGAAUAACACUGAUUUUUAAAAUAACAUUAAAAUACUUUAUGUCACAAGAAGCAUUUUAAUUACUAUGAAAAAUGUUGGCACAACUUAAGAAACAGACCUGUGUAUUCAUGAAAACUGAAAAAACACAACUAUUAAAUUAUUUUUUUGCAAUGGCAGUGUACUGUUGUUGAACCACCACCAGAAAUAGCAAUCUAAAACAUAUCAUAUCUGUCAUAAAUUCAUUAGCAAUAUUGUUUCUUUUAAGCUGUAACCAAUUUAACACAUAAUCUUCGCACUGCUAUGGUACUUAUAACAAACUGGCAUAGAUCCAAUGCACAUGGUUCUUCCAAGCCUCACCAUGCCAUUUUGCUAUCCCAUUUUCUGUUGACAGGGAUGACUGGCCCUUGAAGCUGUGAUGAUAGCCAGUCCCAAACCUAUUCCACUCAUAGUCACAUUAGAAUUUGAUUGGAUCACAACAGGUUCAUCACUAUAACUGUUGGUCCAGGUUCCACACAUUUUCAAAAAUGAAAUGAAGUGCUCAGUCGACUUCACAUGCAUCACUUACGGGUUGGCCUCUCUAGUACAUUUUCAAAGAGCCCAUAUGCCACAUGUUCAAACGUGAUUUUCUUCACAUCUUAGAGACAUGAUGACAGCAGAGUGUCAAUUAUUCGUUGUGACUUGUUUUAUCAGCUU
Lingula anatina is the source of this 6143-nucleotide messenger RNA. RefSeq names its product putative ATP-dependent DNA helicase HFM1. Lineage: Eukaryota; Metazoa; Brachiopoda; Lingulata; Lingulida; Lingulidae. Gene Ontology annotation, molecular function: ATP binding; nucleic acid binding. The record is from RefSeq and is a predicted model, not a curated record.